UACGAUGAGUCCUCACCAUCGCCACACUCUCCUUGGCUACUUGGCUUGAUAUCGUGCGGAUCCUGCAAUCAUGCCACGUCCGACAGUCGUCGAUAAGCACUUCGACUCCACAGGGGCGUCAAACGAUCUUCCGACCAACGAAGACCAACACCCUUUCACGACCUUGCGCAGACGAGAGCGCGCAGACAGCAAUGACGAGUCUAGCGAGCAAGAUGAAGACACCAAACCGGUCCCAUUCGAUCCGACUCUUCUUCCCAAGGGAUCCCGCGACCUCUCCUUCAUCGGCGUCCAAGCCUUCUUCCUGGGAACCGUCUUUGCAAGCUGUGCCAUCGGGGCUAUCUACUUUCUUAGCAUUGGCUCGACCUUGUGGAGGCUGCCAAUCUUCUUCGUGUGUCUAAGCAUUUUCCAUUUCCUGGAGUACUACACGACAGCACGGUACAACGUGCCAGCGUGUCGAGCAUCCAGCUUCCUGCUAUUCAACAACGGCAGUGCCUAUGCAUCUGCACACGGCGCGGCCUCAAUCGAGAUUGCGAUUUCGGCACUCUUUCCAGCCUACCAAAGCUGGCUAGUCCGUUCGUGGACCAUUACUGCAGGUCUGAUAGCGAUCAUUGUUGGACAGAUCGUUCGAAGCAUCGCGAUGAAGCAGGCCGGUACAAACUUCAACCACAUCGUGGCAACGGAGCGGAAGGAAACACAUCAAUUGGUGACUAGCGGGAUUUAUGGAUAUCUCCGACAUCCGAGCUACUUCGGAUUCUUCUGGUGGGCUCUCGGUACCCAAUUUCUCGUUGGGAACAAAGUGUGUGCUGUGGGUUAUGCUGUUGCACUUUGGAGCUUCUUCAACAAGCGCACCUUCGUCGAGGAGAAGUUCUUGGUCAAUUUCUUUGGGAAGCAGUACGAAGAAUACAAGAAACGAACUGGAACCAUGAUCCCUUUCAUUCGAUAG
Messenger RNA from Zymoseptoria tritici IPO323, 943 nucleotides. RefSeq lists its product as uncharacterized. Gene Ontology annotation, molecular function: protein C-terminal S-isoprenylcysteine carboxyl O-methyltransferase activity. Lineage: Eukaryota; Fungi; Ascomycota; Dothideomycetes; Mycosphaerellales; Mycosphaerellaceae. Gene Ontology annotation, biological process: C-terminal protein methylation. The coding region runs from base 71 to 943 and encodes 290 amino acids. The transcript is spliced from 2 exons. The record is from RefSeq and is a predicted model, not a curated record. Gene Ontology annotation, cellular component: membrane; endoplasmic reticulum.